AAAAAAUAGUUACACCGCGAAUUUAUUACCGGCAUAAAUAUUUGAUUGUUGUUGUUAUUAUGAUUUUUUAUUGAGUUUUCUCUAAUAAAUACCUUAAUAUCUCUAUCUAAAAUAUCUAGAAGACAUCUAUUAACAUUUUCCUGUGGUAAUCGUUGAAUGUAUUGCAAAAAAUUUCUGCAAAUCUGGAUGAAAUUGGUGAAGUAAUGAUCGCCGUAUCAGAGCCUCCUUUGGAAUAUGUUCCACGAGGUAGACCGGCGGUCGAUGAGCAUCCAGGUCCCACGGAGACUAAACCACAUCCUCAUUUGCCCUCGGAGAAUAUAUUGCUACAACGUCUACAAAAUGUUAAUAUAUCGGCUAAAGAAGAACACAACGAAUUCUGGUGCAUACGUGAAAUCUAUGAGGAAUGUAAACGGGAAGAAAAACCCCAUAAGUUUGAAAUUAAAACGAAAGCCUCAAUGAAAAGAAAUAGCAAGGAUAAUGACAAGAGCAAAGAUGUUAAUUUGAACUAUUUAAAAGAGCCUCAGGAAUAUGUAAGUGAAUACUUAAUGAACUCGGAGGAAGAGUUGUAUGUAAAGAGGCAUACAGCUGUAUGGACUAGAGGUCUAGCAGAUGAACGCAGUAUUUUACCACGUUUAUGUUUUACCUGUGAGACUCCCAUUAAAUUUGCUUUCUUUUGUAAUAAAUCAUUUACACAAACUUCCUUGGAAUACCAUAAAAAGCAACAGGAGGAGGAUGAAGAAGAGGAUAAACAAACUUCAAUAUGUUUAAUAGAUCAAACCUCUUUACGUGUUUACUGCAGUAAUGGUGAAGAUUUCCUAUCGAAUUUAGAAUUUCCCAUAUCACAUGUCUGGCCUACACGAUUUGGCAUACUUUUAGAAAAAGUAGCCUCUAAUACUAUUAUACAGAAUCAUACCAUUUCAAUGCCACGUUUAUUUUCACUUUCUCAUCCUUUGGAUGAGAUAUGCCCCGUUCUAAAUAAAUCUGCUACAAAUGUUAUAUCCUAUCUUAUUGAAUCCGAUUAUAAUAUAAUAUUUUCCGAUGAAAAUUCUGAUCUUUUACUGUUGUACGAUACUAAAAUUGGAAAACAUUUUAUAUCGAAAUUGCGUAAAGCUAGCCCUGAUGAGAUACAAUAUAUUGGAGCACAAAAUGAAACCGUUUUGGGUAGUACAGUUCAUCAGUUCAGUAUGCAUAAAGGUGGUAGUACAUUAGGACAAAAUGCUGCCGGUCAAUGUAGUUUUUCACAAAGUAGUGUGAAAUUUCCGGGAGUGGCUCCUAAAAAUAGCACACAUCUAGGACGCACUAGUUUGGGAACCUCGAAUUACUCUACACAUAUAAGUAAAUUUCUCAAUUGUGCUCAUUCAUUAAGUGGUGCCUUUGGAAAUUUCAAUCGUUCGACAGCAGCUUCACCAUUAAGUAAUUUACAAUCAACCAUAGGCCAACAUUCUAUAUCUGUGCAGGAUAUACGCAAAUGCGGUCAAUCUCAACCCUCGAAACCCAUUGUCCCUGAGUUGUGUUUAGAACAUAUUUGGACGGAAAACACUUACGGCAACAACCGUGAUUUUUGUGAAAUAUCUUCAAAGGCAUUUAUACACACCGAUUUAGUGGGUCAAACGUUUCUUUGCUAUCUUUUGCCACGUUCAUGUAAACUACAAAUGGUGCGCUUAAAUAAUUUUGAAAAUAAAGAUUUACAAAUAUCAACUAUACCCAUGACGGUAGUGGCAAAAGAUGCAGUCGCCUUGGAGCGCAUGAAUAUGAUUGCGGUACUUGAUCCGUCGGGAACUUUAAUUUUGUACACUGGCAAUGUUUUAGUAUCCAAAGUCCAUAUACCCAAUACUCUCACCAACAAUACCCCAACAUCAAAAGUUACUAUAAAUGUUACCCCAUCAACACACAAUAAAUCUCCUAAUACUUCAUUUCCACGUCGUAGUAGUCUCUUGCCUUCAGCACAAAAACCAGGAGACACUACUUUUGAAGACGAGUUACAUUUGCUAUCACCAGUACACCCUCUGCAACCACAAUUUUCCAAUAGAAACAGCAACAUUUGUUUGGGUCUACGUGAUCCCGCCGUUAAUCGCCUUACUUUAGUCUAUAGUUCGGGUAAAAUGUUGCGCAUUUCAUUGCCCUUAAUAAAUGAAACAAAAUUUGUUACACGCUGUAUUAAAGCUUUAAAACAAGUCCUCAAGAAGGAUCAAUACAUACAGUUAAUUACCAAAUGGUAUGGUGCUAGAAAUCCACCCGGUUCACGAGAUUAUUCUAUCGAACAAGAAUGGGAAAUAUUUUGUAAUGUUUUAUUAGAUCUAAUGGGGUUUUCAGCUGUUAUGCAUGAUUAUAGCAGUAACACUGCUACAUCGUUUAGUGCUGAAGAGCCAAAGAAAAGAAAGAAAAAUGAUGAAAUUCAUUCGGGUACUGAAGAUGAUUGGCAAUUUAUGCUGGCAAUUCUAGAAGGUUCGGAUAAUAAGACAUCAAAAGAAAAUAAUUCACAAUGUACAAAUAUUGAUACUACGGCUUGUUUAUUUAAUACUAUACCGGCUAUAUUCUAUAGUUUUCAUUUACUCUAUGAAGAUUUUAAAUUGGAUGAUACAAUGCAUGCACAUUUGUUGCCAUUAGCCAAGUUUCUGCAUCAGUUGGCCUACGAUAUGCAAUUAGAAUCUUAUACAUUUCAUUAUGCUAUGGAUUUUCCUUUGUUGGUGAAAAAUUGUUCAAAGACUUGUAUUUUAACCGAACAGCAUGGUUCUCAAAUGUCCUAUAAGGAACUUUUACAAGUGCAAGCUCCUAGUGUUUUUAAUCAACUAGAAUUUAUAAUCAAAAAUAAAGACACUUUGCCUUAUAAUUAUGUGGAAGGCAUAAAUGACUUAAGUCGCAAUGUUUUACAGGUGGUCUCACUUGUUAUGCAUGGCACUAAUAAAAUUAAACACUGGAUAAAACCUUUUGAGUUUACCGAUUCUGUACAAUCAUUUUUUGCUAAAAAACCUAAAAGAUUUAUAUCUUCUAAUGUCUCCCGAUCCGAACAGGUUAUACAAAUGUUAAUCAAUAUGAAAAUGACACGUAAAGAUAUUGAACAUUUACCGGUAGCUGUACACUUAAUAAUAUCCGAAUGUUUGGAAUACUCUAGAUUAGAACCACCUAUAGGUUGUUCACCCGCUACAUAUGAAUUAAUUUUGCGCUCUGAUUUAGUUGCUCAUGCUAAAUUACAUAAUUGUGAUUUUGCUACACUAAAUAAAAGUUCAAAUUAUUUGCAAAACAUGAAUAUAGACACAGAAGAUUCGUUAUCGGCUCGUUGUCCUCCUUCUAAAAGUGGCAUAUCUCAAAUGGAAGGUGCUUUAGAUGAUGGCAUGGAUAAUAUAGAUACUAAACUUUUAAGUCUACGUUAUCCUGACGAUAUGCGCAUAACAGAAGUUCGUAGACUAUUAACGUCAUCAGAACCUGUAAUAAUAGACAUUACCCAAUCGCCCGGCACAUCUGAUCAUGAAUUUAUUGAAGAACAAGAAAAACAAUUAUUUACCUUAUGUACUCGAACCAUGACUUUGCCUUUGGGUAGGGGUAUGUUUACCUUAAGAACUUCCAUACCCACGCCAACGGAAUCAAUGCCCAUACCAAAACUAUGUCUAACCGGCAAGGAACCUAUUAAGGGAGCCACUGUUGAAAUGCAGCAAAUUGAAUUUCCUGCCAAUAUGAGUUUAUGGCCAACAUUUCAUAAUGGUGUUGCAGCUGGCCUGAAAAUAUCACCAAAUGCUCGUGAUGUAGACUCCACCUGGAUUGUUUAUAAUAAGCCAAAAGGUCAAGCCGAGAUAUCUACAGAACAUGCAGGGUUUUUAAUGGCUCUCGGUUUGAAUAAUCAUUUGAAAACUUUAUCAUUCAUGAGUAUUUACGAGUACUUGGUAAAGUGUGACGAAAUGACCAGUGUUGGUUUGCUCUUGGGCAUAUCAGCCACUCAUAGAGGUACUAUGAAUAACACUACCACUAAACUAUUGAGUGUACACAUUGAGGCUUUAUUACCAGCCACCGCCUUGGAAUUAGAUAUUCCUCAAAAUAUACAGGUGGCUUCUUUAAUGGGCAUUGGUCUAUUGUAUCAAGGUACCGCGAAAAGGCAUAUAGCUGAGGUAUUAUUGCAAGAAGUGGGACGACCUCCGGGACCCGAAAUGGAAAAUUGUGUUGAAAGAGAAUCGUAUGCCUUAACAGCUGGUCUGGCUUUAGGUUUGGUAACUCUAGGUCAGGGAGAAUCUCCGGCUGGCUUAAGAGAUCUCCAAUUGCCCGAUACCUUGCACUAUUAUAUGGUGGGCGGUAAUAAACGUUUGCUGACCGGUUCUCAAAAAGAAAAAUAUAAACUACCCUCAUUUCAAGUACGCGAAGGUGAUCAGGUUAAUAUCGAUGUUACAGCUCCCGGUGCCACUUUGGCACUUGGUCUUAUGUUUUAUAAUACCGACAAUAAAGCUGUUGCUGAAUGGAUGAAUCCACCAAAUACACGCUAUUUGUUAGAUCUUGUACGGCCCGAUUUAUUACUAUUACGCACAAUAGCUCAUGGUUUAAUAAUGUGGAGUAAUGUUCAGCCGGAUGAAGAAUGGUUGCACAAUCAAUUCCCAGUUAAUUUAAGAUUUGAUGUAGAAAAGGGUGCACAAGUUAAUGAAAAUGAGGAUAUCGAUCAUGAAGCCAUAACACAAGCUUAUUGCAAUAUUAUUGCGGGCGCUGCUUUUUGUAUUGGUUUAAAAUAUGCUGGUACUGAAAAUCCCGUGGCCUUCAAAACCCUUAGAAGAGCUAUAAAAUUGUUUUUAGGAUUUUCCGGAAAAUAUGUUGGCGAAUUUGCUGGACGCACAACUAUAGAGAACAGUCUUAUGGUUAUUCUACUAGCCAUAUCAUUGGUAUUUGCCGGAUCGGGUGAUUUAGAAAUUCUACGUAUUAUACGCUAUUUACGUUCCAGAAUUGGUACACAACAUCCUCAUGUUACUUAUGGUUCUCAUAUGGCAAUACACAUGUCAUUGGGAUUUUUGUUUUUGGGCGCCGGACGUUUUACCAUAGCCAAAACUCCGGAAGCGGUGGCAGCUUUAGUAUGUGCACUCUUUCCAAAGUUCCCAACACACAGCAAUGAUAACAGAUAUCAUCUACAAGCUUUUCGACAUCUUUAUGUUUUGGCUGUUGAGCCUCGUCUGUUUUUGCCCCGUGAUAUAGACACACGGAAAUUAUGUUUAUGUAAUAUAUCAGUAUUGGAAAUUGGUUCUAAGGAGUUGAGACGUUUACCUAUGGCUCCCUGUAUGCUGCCCGAAUUAAAUACUUUACAGAAAGUUGUAGUAGAUGAUCCCAACUAUUGGCCAGUAUCUUUUGAAAAGGAUCGUAAUUGGAAUCAAUUAGUUAAAGCUUUGGAAAAUUCAGCUUGUAUAGAGAUUAAGAAACGUUCGGGCUGUUUAUCGCAUCUAGAGGAUCCCGAUCGCCUAAAAAGUCUAUUCUCACAAACUUUAACGACAGAGCAAAGCGUUUGCUGGGAAAUAGAUCCCAAAACAUUGGAACGAUUUUCAAAUGAGCCAUAUGUUAUAGGAUUUACAGAUCGCUUGUUGCAUUUGGAUGACACAGAAACUUCAACUGGAGAAUUAGCUUUAAAACAGCAUUUAACAAUGUUAUUUUACAAUGCAGUUGUAAAGGACAAAAUGCAUGUUUUACCCAUUUAUCUGGCCACUUAUAAUCAUGUUUUACAUUUGAAAACGCAACAACUAAAUUUCCAUGAUAUUUGGCAAUUGAAAUUGAUGAGCACCUAUUUGCUGCACUACACACAAUCUCAUAUACUUUUCUCUAAAGAGCUAAUAUUAGCCUAUAUAGAACAGUUUCAGACAUUCAUCGAUAACUGUCGUCAACUGUUGUAUCUACCCUUAAGACAAUUUAUAGGUUCACGCGACUUUGAACCACAUAUUAUAGCAAAUCUUUCCAGCCAUGAUGUUGCACGUUUGGUAGCUGUCAUAAUUUUCUAUCAACUUACACCAAAUUUAAUGAAUUUAAUUGUUCAGCGUCCAGUUAAUUACAUUGGUUAUAUAAAAGAAUUUCAAAAACUUCAAUUGGAUGCAUCAACUACACAAUGUUUAUUAAAAGUGUUGCAAGCAACAAGUGCCUAAAAGGUUAUUUUCAACUAAAAA
This is a messenger RNA of Lucilia cuprina (Australian sheep blowfly), 6116 nucleotides long. It is a transcript of the gene shtd, whose product is annotated as anaphase-promoting complex subunit 1. NCBI's taxonomy places the organism in Eukaryota, Metazoa, Arthropoda, Insecta, Diptera, Calliphoridae. The transcript has 15 exons. Gene Ontology annotation, biological process: anaphase-promoting complex-dependent catabolic process; metaphase/anaphase transition of mitotic cell cycle; protein K11-linked ubiquitination. Gene Ontology annotation, cellular component: anaphase-promoting complex. The record is from RefSeq and is a predicted model, not a curated record. Gene Ontology annotation, molecular function: molecular adaptor activity. Bases 204 to 6095 code for a protein of 1963 amino acids.